Morus notabilis is the source of this 845-nucleotide messenger RNA. RefSeq lists its product as uncharacterized. Lineage: Eukaryota; Viridiplantae; Streptophyta; Magnoliopsida; Rosales; Moraceae. The coding region runs from base 103 to 600 and encodes 165 amino acids. The record is from RefSeq and is a predicted model, not a curated record. The transcript has 2 exons.
AGUCAGUUUCUCACCCCUGAAGAUACAAGAAACUAUUUUCUUGCUCUACCACCCCAAAUUAACCUAGUUAUCUGGAUUCUAGUACUUGUCGAAAUUUAUCAAAUGGAUAAACUCAAGAUUUCAAUAGCUUUGAUGAUUGUCUUUUGUAUGUUGAUGGGCUUUGCCUCCAAAUCUGCAGUUGGAGAAGAAGACCAAGAAGAAAAGAAACCAGUCAAAGCAACUCUCACAGAGAGGCUAACAAGUUUGCUUUAUGUCUCCUCUCCAAGCUCUUCUCCUUCAACUUUCACCAACUGGGACAGAUUUAAAUCUCUUCUGCACCAACCACAUGCCUACUUCUUUCCUCCUAAUCUUGAUUUCAGGAGUAAUGAAGCAAAUCAAGACAUGAUGAGUGGUAGCACAAGUAGUAGAGGUGGAGCUGGAGAGAAAGUGAAAGAGGCAGUCACAAGAAGUAUGGAGAAGGGCAAAGAGAAUGUUGAGGAUUCUGCAAAAUCAGCAGCCAAAUUAGCUGGGGAAACUAUGCACAAGACCUCCGAGAAGGUCAAGAAGAGCUUGUCUAAGGGAGAAAAAGCACAUCAUCAUCAACAAUCCCACGAGCUCUAAUUAUCCCAUGCAUAUAUAUAUAUAUAUAUAUAUAUGUGUGUGUGUGUGUGUGUGUGUGUGAUUUAUAUAGUGUAAUACAUAUCAAUGUUAUUUGUGGAUUCUUUUUUUCAUUGCAUUAAUUUUGUUGGUUAUGAAUUUGGAUUGUGGUCUUGGAUAUUGUUUAAAACGUGAUGAGUUGUGUUUUGUGUAUUUGGCAUUUGCAUAUGAUCAAAAAGUAUGAAAUCAAUCUUACAGUAGCUUAUUAA